Leishmania mexicana MHOM/GT/2001/U1103 is the source of this 1911-nucleotide messenger RNA. RefSeq lists its product as hypothetical. The record is from RefSeq and is a predicted model, not a curated record. Bases 1 to 1911 code for a protein of 636 amino acids. Lineage: Eukaryota; Euglenozoa; Kinetoplastea; Trypanosomatida; Trypanosomatidae. The transcript has a single exon. Gene Ontology annotation, molecular function: metal ion binding.
AUGGGUGGCUGCUGCAAGGGAGCGCGGUGUCCAUUCUCGCACGAGCUGGUGCAGCUGCCGCCGAAAGGCGUCGAUGCGUCGGGUGGCUACUUCAUUAGCGGUAACGUUGCAAACUACAAGGCAGCCGCGUCUACCACGGCGGCUUCGCCGUCGUCGCGCAGCUUGGGCGGUCGGUGGGAUAAUCCGACCGCGUCGAGCAGCACUGACGGCUUGUCGACCCUUGCGUCGCCUUCUUCAUGUUGCGUGACCACAGGCACGUCUCUCAGCGCUGAAGCGAAGGAGUGGGUCGGAGCUGACAGCGCAGCCGCCUCUUCUUCUGCCAACUCGGCCACCGCCUCCAUCACGUCCGUUCAAUCGCUGCGAGGUGCGGCCUCCCCGACCGUUUGCGUGAGCUCCAGCUCCCUUCGCUACAGGUCCUCAGCCUUGCGUCGCCCUGCCCAGCAGGUGUCACCGCUGCCCAUGCCACAUUCUCAGCGGGACUCUCAGCCUCAGCCUCAGUCCCAGCAAACUCCAACGCAGCUACAAUCACAGCACUCUCAGAAGCCGCCACCGUCGCCGUCGCUGUCGCCGCUGCCGCCACAACCACACCCACAGCCUCAGCUACAUCAGCAGCAAAAGCUUCAGUAUCAGCCGCCACCUCAGCCACGCAGCGUCGCAAACGCUCUCUCUGCUCUACUUCCCAACCACUCGGAGAGCAGUGCUGCUGCAGAGACACCCCGCACAUCCGCAGCACCUGCGCACCCCGCUGCCACCGCGCGCACCGUGUCCUUCACGCAGUCCUCUAACGGCUCUGGAUCGACGACGAUAGCUGCCCUCGCCUCUUUCUUCGACAUGCAGCGCGUUUCCACGGGCGCCCCUUCGGCGCCGCCGUCCAGCACCGUGUCGCAGCCAAGCAAAGCCGUCUUUGUCACUCGCCGCGACGAUCAGACGCCAGCCACCGCACUGUCACCCGCCGCCGCGGCGCCACCUCGGUACACCGCCGCCUGCAUCACCGUCGCCGCCUCCGCCCAGCGUUUUAAUCCCUCGCCCUCCGCGCCCACCAUCCUGACAACGGCCACUACCGCCCCUGCUCACGGCAGCGGCCGCUCGGCCACACCGAGCCAGCACCUGGAGGCUCCUCUGCCCCGCAGUCGCGAAGCCCUGGCUACCGGUGCGGAGCACCACGCUGCUAACGUGGCAAAGGCGCACGUGGGGCAGAGCACUGCCCCACCUCCGGCGGCGGCAGUGCCGCCAUCGUUGCCACAGUAUGAGCCCCGGACUGCAUCCUCCACUCAAAUUCGCGUCAUGCCGCCGGCUCCUCGUUCGCAACAGCAGCAGGCAGCACACCAGGCUCAGCAACUUCGUGCGCAACAAGAAGCGCAGCACCAGGCGCAGAUCCAGCAGCAGCGCCACACCCCAAAACAGGUUCAGCAACUCGCACAGCAGCAGGCUCAACUGCAACAGCUUCAGCAGCAGAUUCAGCCCCAGAAGCAGCAGCAGCAGCAGACGGUUUACAUGUUGACCCCCUCCCGUCUACCGGCUAGCUCUACACCUCCGCACGAAGGUAUCACUGCGCCUGCUCAGCUCCCACUCGGCUACACCCUCGCCUACGCUGUGCCGGCACCUACACCAACCGCUCCUGCGGCCACCCCAAUCCUUAUCUCGGAGCAACCGAGCGCCGCUCGUCCCACCUACACGUUACUUUCCUCGUGCCCGCCGCAAUCGCAGCUACAGAGCCUUCAAACGGCAAAGGGAACGGUGCUGUACGGGACGCCGGCGCAGGUGCUUACCCAGGCCGCGGCGCCUAGCGAAAGUGGGGCCCCUCGUCUGAUCCUCGUCAAUACCGAUGGCACUUUCACCGUCCUGCAGGCAGAAGCGUUGGCGGCCACUGCUGGUUUUGGCCUGUCUCCGGCCAUCAUGCAGGCGCACUAG